Messenger RNA from Exophiala viscosa, 2692 nucleotides. RefSeq lists its product as uncharacterized. The transcript is spliced from 4 exons. Bases 360 to 2384 code for a protein of 674 amino acids. The record is from RefSeq and is a predicted model, not a curated record. Lineage: Eukaryota; Fungi; Ascomycota; Eurotiomycetes; Chaetothyriales; Herpotrichiellaceae.
UUAUCGAAUCAUGGCGAGAAUGAGGAGUCUCCUCGCACCUCAUUACAGAGUGAAAUCCUCCUUUCGCAACAACUCGAGCAAGAACUUGCAGAAGAAUAUAGGCCAAUCAGCCCUUUGACUCCUACAAACGUACUUCCAAAACGCAAACCUAUCGCAAACGCUUCUCGUCACGAGAACUCCGCAUUGAUCCCGACGGAGUCUGCAUCGGGAGGCAUUGAAGUCUCCUCUGAAAUCCAGAACAUCUCAAGAACGCCGAAAAACAUGCAUCGAGAAACCGCACUCGACCUGUACGUGAACGUAUCGGAAUAUAUGCGUUGGUCAUCGCAACAAUUUCGACCAUAUGUCUCCUGGCUGCGUUGAUGUUCCUGGCAUGGAUGUGGUUCGGAGAUCGUUCCUCAUCCACCUGGCGUCAUAUUAUGCUGAACGACUUCGCGAAACAAGCUGUGACCAUUUCCGCACUUGUUCUCCGGACCGCCAUUGCAUGUUUGGGUGGUGUUGCGACUGCCAUGAUAGCAUCCAUCUCGAUCGAGCACCAUGGACUACCUUUGAAGGACGUGGCUCAGGUGUCCAUUGCGCGCUUCAGUAACUCUGGUCCUGACGCAUUCUGGAGAUCGAUGCUGUUUCGGAAUACCUUCAUUGAGAUGCCUUUUCGCCUGCUGCUUAUUCUAGUGUUUCUGACCACCUUGGGCUCUCAGUUCACGUCAACUAUACUUCUUUCAGACCUCGGACAAGGCACAGUCAUCACUCCAUCAACCACGUCGACCAACACUUCAGGCUUUUCCUACGCAGACGCCGAAUACGACGCGCAUACGAUCGAAGUUGAGAAUGCAAACUCCCCAUUCUAUACAACUCCUAACUACUGGACCACUGACCCUACGGUAUUUCAAUCUUUCGCAGAAUAUUCCGAGGCAGGCUAUACGUCCGAUGGCCUUGACGACACUGGCCUGACACUCCGAGCAUUCCUUCCAUUUGCCGACGCGACUGCCAGACAGUCGGUUCGAGAAUUCCAAGGUUUGGCCACAGUCUUUGACACACGCAUCGUGUGCACUCGUCCGCAGAUGAGCAGGUUAAAGAUGGCGAUGGUCGACAACGACAUAACUGGCUACACAGCGGUCUCUAUGACGGGCAAUCUCACCACUAAUGCUUCCUUACCGGGUUUAGCAGCCACCCAGCCUGUUGUGUCGUUCGAGUGCCCGUUAGCUGCGCCAUUUGUAAAUGACUCCAAUUUAUCCGCAAAGAAUCCCGGUACUUACUGGUCAGUAUGUCCGCUGAACACCUCCGCCGGAGGUCUCCCGUCUGUCCUCGACCCAAUGAACGAUGCUGGGAUGGAAUUGAGCUACACUGAGAGCGAUUUCGGCAGUGUCGGUCAACAUGGGAAGCUUCUUAGUAGAGGAGGUUUCUGGCAAGCUAAAGAUGUGUCGAAAAACUACUACUGGAUCGUUGACAUCGGAAAUGCAUAUCUGGUACACAAUGGUGCAGCGGUUGGCGGUGGAAUCCUCAAAAAUAGUGGUGGUGCCUACUGGCUAUCUACGCCGUCUGCAGGAGCAUGGGCCGAUAUUGAUUAUCAGGGGGCAGCCGACGGAGCUGAUGAUCCUGUGGAACUCGACCCAACAUGCUCAGUCGACGAAUGCUGGAAAACAAGUUUCCGCAUGUCCCUUUGUUAUGACGCCUUGCCUGUGCCGGUCGACUACGACUCUAUUCAAGAAUUCAAUAUCACAGCGUCCGCAGCGACACCGCGCACCGAGCCCUCUCUACAAUACAACCGUAGAAACCUGCUUUUCCCCACUGACUCGAUCAGCACACAACUUGAUAUCCUGGCCGGGGUCGCUCGCCAGCGCAAGUUCUGGCAGAGACAGAUGCACCAAGCGAAUCCCAACUACACAGAGCCAAACCCCAACGACUUGAAAGACCUAUUCCACAGCACGACAUACUCGUGGAUCACGCCGAUGGUCUUCUACUCACUACUACAGCCGCUGGCCAUGUGCGCAGGGUGCGCGGGGGAGUUGUCGAAUUUCAUGCAAGGUUCCACGGUCACUUCGACGCUGUUCACCGACACGAUAAGCGCCACCAAUUCUCCAGCGCUGGCUCUUCAGGCUGUUCUGACCACGAUGUUGCGUCAGGCGUACUAUUCGUUUCUGCCGACAUUCGACGCAGAAUCCAAUGUCACAGUCUCAAGUUUCCAGCCCGCGCAGAUCCCGGUGCGGACGAGAGGUUUCUGGGCGGUGCUGGGAAUCACUGUUGCGCAUUUCGUGCUUUGUCUUGUUGCACUCGUCGGGUUCAUUUCAUUUACUCAUGUGAGUUCUUUGAAGAAUGCGUGGCAGGUCAUGGCGGAUAUCUCGGAGAGUCCGGAGACUGUGGCAAUCCUGCGCAACGUUGGGGGGUAAGACUGAUGGGCAGGUCGCCGAGAGCAUCGAGAAGGACGAGUCGCUGAGACACAGACGGUUCCGGGUGCGUGGAAGGACUGAUGCCACGAAUUGACGAGCAGCACCAUCUGCAGCAUCGUCGGUGCCGCACUAUGAAGUGGCCCCUAUGCACACUCGGCGUUAGAACGACUGGCACUAGGUAGCAGCCUGACAAUACCACGACCUUGCCGGAAGUGAUUUCCAAGUAUGGCCACUCUGCAGUACAAGGCACGAUGCUUCCCAGAAGGCUUCAGCCUUGACCGCCAGUACCUGCAAGACGCGCCGACUUC